Messenger RNA from Ornithodoros turicata, 830 nucleotides. RefSeq lists its product as uncharacterized. Lineage: Eukaryota; Metazoa; Arthropoda; Arachnida; Ixodida; Argasidae. The transcript has 3 exons. The record is from RefSeq and is a predicted model, not a curated record. The coding region runs from base 78 to 722 and encodes 214 amino acids.
CCGUGAUUCGACGGCAUCUCGCAUGCCUGUGUGCGCCUUAUCGUCUCAUCGGUCGAAUUUGAAGGGAGCUCUCAACGAUGAAGAGCAUACUGCAGAGCGUAGGCGGAAAUCGUGUAAAGCGGCGGUUAUCCUUCGCCGCCAAUGUCAAGCCUCCAGUCGACGACGACGUCCCAACGGAAAUUAGCAGGCAGCAGUUCCCGGCACCCUCCAUGCCAACCGGGCCGCGGGACCCUGGCGGCAUUCUCAGCUCCCUUCAGCCAGUCGAUACCAUACCAUCGGAACCUGCACCCCCCGUGAAUAUGGGUCCUCUCAUAGCGCCAGGAGCAGUAGGGAGCCCACAACCUGCCACGAACCAGCAGCCACAACGCAGCAAGCUCAGCCCGACGACUAAAAUAGUUAUUACGCGAGAUCAGGGCAUGCUGGACUGUUUCUGCUGCGACGUCGACAACGAAUGGAGUAGCACUGUCCGCCUAUGCGCCUGUGGUGGCAUAGUCCUCGGCGUGCUGCUGAUUGCUACUUUCAUUAUCGGGUUCCUCUCGGGAGUCUCCGAAGCAACCUCGGCAACGACAGGACUGACUUCAACGGUGCAAGUUAACAAUAGUGAGCUGUUCAGCGUUGGUCCCGCGGGUGAACUCGAGUCUGCCUUCUAUGCGGAUAGAGAAGACCCAAAUAACCCGGCAACGCCCAGCAGCUAUGAAGACCAGACCAGUUCUGGUGCAUGACCACGGUAUCCUUCACGCUGACGCACCAGUCUUGUGAUGUCUCGGGAUCGCUAUGAUAAAGGCAUAUUGGAAUCGUUCAUGUUUAUCAUUAAAGCGUGCUACAAGUGA